CUUCUCAUUCUGCAGGCUGGCCAAUGGAUUUGUGAGCUUUCUUCUCUUUUCUACUGCUUCUGCCUUUUCUUUGAGACAGGGGUCUGGGCCAGAGUGUUGUCUGCAUUCAGCCCCUUCUGUAGUGUUCACUCAUAUUUUCUCAGCAGAAAAGCAAAAAACAGCUCUGAGUGCGGAUACUGACAUACAGGAGGAAAGAGGAAGGAAGGGCUCAGGAUCCUCUCAUGUGUGACUGGGAAGGGGAAGUCCUUUAAAGAGUGUAACACAUCACUGGAGAUGAAGGAGUUGGUAUCCCUGUCUGGCAGAGGGGUGAGGGCUGCUGGGCUCUGGCAACUGGAGUUUGAUCCUAAAGCCACCUUCCCCUGGGCUAUACAACACAGCUGCAGAAAGAGGAGGUAGUGGGGAUACAACAGUGAAACAACCCUUGUAACUCUGAUGGCAGAUUGACUGAGGACUAGUUAGGCCACUUGGUUCAUGGUUUUUGAUCAAAAAAAACCAGUAGGGUUCUGUCUUGCAUAAAUAGAUUUCCCAGCUGAGACAAAUGUGUGCUUCUUGAGCUGCUGUGAGACAAACAGUAACAUUUAAAGCAAGGCAGCUUCAAAAAUUAUGAUGACUGUUCUGUCUUAGCCCUAUUAAUCUGCUGGCAAAGGCUUGUGUUAUAUCUCUGCUUGGAACACUGGCAAUUACAAGAGCACGUUUGUGACAGAUCUGUUCCCUUCUGCCGGGAAAAAGGAAUAUACUUGCACAGGUGGAGGCAUGUGUCUUUUUUAAACACUAUAAAAGAAGAUGUAUCAUAAUAGAUUUGACUUGGAGGAGAGAAAUCAGAAGAUGGUUGGACUCGAUGACCCAGUGGGUCCCUUCCAACCUAGUGAUUCUAUGAUUCUGUGCAACUUUGUGCGAUGCUAAGCAUGCAGUUACUGUGAAGAAAAUGCAGACGAAUGGUAUUCUUGCCUUAAAAGGCAGUGGUUUUCUCCUACUUUAGACUCUCUAAUUUCGAAAAAGGUUGUUCUGAGUCCAGGCUGCAGGACCAGUUUGGAAGCUGGUGCUCUGAGAGGCAGCAGGCUGGUGUCUCCCGUCUGUGUGAGGGCAGCUUGUGGAGGGCAUUUCUGGCCACCUUAAGCAUCCUUGGACAUUCCCAACUCCAUAUAACUGAUGAAUCCUGGCGAAUUAGCCUGGAAUAAAUGAGAGGACAGUUGUACUGCUUGUAGACCUUUUUCCCCUACUGAUGGAAACAAGCACAAGGCCCAUCCUAAUUUCCUGACUUUUUAAUCAGCUUGCUGAAAUGAGCUGCUUUGUUUGUGAACUGUGACAUCGGGAGGUGGGCAGGGUUGCUCUGGUCCUCUUUUUCUGAGAGAAAACAGAAACCUGGCCUGGUUUGGAAGUGUGAUGAGAAUGGACUGAGCCUGGAUGUCAAGACAAAGUCAAUACUUCUGAAAACAUAGCAGAUGCCUACCUAGAGUCUCCAUAAAUGUGUGGUGGGAAAGCUGUAACUUGCAAAAAAACGCUCCUGCUAUGCAUUCAGUGAAACGCACCCCCCUCCUAUGUGGUGGUCUUCUUCAAAGCCCUUCACAAAUUCAACUAUAUUUAACUUUAUCAAGGAGUUGCAAUUUUGAUGACAAGAGCAUAUAGGAAUGAGUCAUGUCAAACUCAUAAUUAACAUAUUUUAUCAUUUUGACGACAGAAAGUUUUCCCUUUUGAAGAACAAGAACCAUUUCAGCUGAGAGGUGCUAGAGGGAAGAGGUGGCUUUGGGGAAGUUCAUGACAUCCUUUCACUAAAACAUUUCCCUUCUCUGCUGUAUCCCACAGCUGCUCUGUCUCUAUUUUAAAACGUUGUUAUGCUUACCAUAUAUCGUCUGUAACAGGCAGAAAAUACCAGGGUAUAUCAGUCUUUCAAUUCCUCUUUUGGAAAACAUCGAGUUAAUCUAAGUUUAGUUGGGACUAAAGGUCGUUACGAGAUGCACGUGGGCUUCUGUCUGUGCUUUGCCACCCUUGAGCACACAGUUGCUGCCAUUGGCCCCUGACACAAGGCCAAGCAGCUGGAGGGAAUCGGUCUGUCUGUCUCCUCUCAGGAAGGUACCUCUUGCUGCAAGAGGGCAGCAGACUGUGACAAUUUCUGUACACGCACACACAAAUUGGAAACGGAAAUAGGAAGUUUCAGUGAACUAAUUCAAUGGGUUUCCCUUUCAGAGCUGGUAGGAAGACUCCUGCAGCAUGGUUGGCCAUUUGACCAGCUGUGUGUUUCCAUUCAGUCAGAAUUAAGUAAAUAUCAUCAAACUUCCCCUCUCAAAAUUCCCUUGAGUGUUCACAGGGGGAUACUUUCUUUCAGAGUGUGUGUUCUUGUUUAGACAGAACAUCAUUCCUUUUCUUAAGCAUUUUCUAUUUGUUGAUAAUGUUCGACUGCCGUGUCCUAGGAACGAAGUGAUAGUGUUCCUCUGGUACUCUUUGACUAAACAAUUUGACUCCCAUAUUUAUGUCGAUAUAAAAUGUGUAUUCAUAUGUUGAUAACAUUUUACAGAACCUAUGCAACAAAACAAAACAAUCUCACUGUGCUAUGUCCUGUUUCUCAGUAUAGUUAAUACCCCCCAGUCUAUAUCAGACAAUGAGUAUCAAAAGAAGAUAUACAGGGAGAUGGAAGCAGUUCUGCCUAGGAACUAUUUCUGUACUUAAUGCUGGAGGAAGUGAUUGUGAAAGAAUGACUUUUGCAAAAAGGUUGCAUCAGCCUUUCCAGCAAUGGGUGAUGACGGGAAAAAGGAGAGAGAUUUGCCACUGAAUUUCAGCUUGUGAAGAAGAGAGUGCAAAUAUGAUCUAUGCUCAUUUUUGUACCCCCUGUCAGCUGCAGCAGUAGAUGUGAUUGGAAUGUGAGUUUUAAGGACAGCAUCAUGAGUGCUGGACAAUAGCGUACUCUUUAGAAGCCACGGUUUCCUUAGGGGAGCAGCUACUAAAGAAAAGCUGUGCAAACAGGUAUGCUUCAGUGGCUGAGCAGCUAGAGGACAUUGGGAAAUUGUCGACAUAAUUUUGUUUGAGGAGCACGAACUGAAAUAUUUUGUCACUCCAGGACAGUCGUCACAUCAGACCUACCAAAGGCUUUCCAGCUUUUAUUGUGCUUACAGGUAUGAUCUGACCACUUGAAUCCCAGAGCGCACAGUCAGUACACAAGGAGACUGAAGCACAGCUUGCAGUACACAAGCAAAAUGUUCAGCCAAACAAAACACAAAUCAAGAAUUACACACAUCUGGCAAGCGUGGGCCAUCUACAUGGUCUUAGCUGCAAACCUUUCUGAAGAACAAGCACUGAAGCAGACUUGCCCUUCAUGUGAUGCCACUCAGCUUUGCAACUGCUCUUCCAUGGGCUUGGACUCUGUUCCUCCAGGACUCACAGCCAAAAUUACAGUGUUAAACCUGUCCCACAACAGGAUAAAGCACAUCCGAUCCCAGGAUCUGCAGCAGGCUGUGAACUUGAGAGCCCUGCUACUGCAGUCCAAUGAAAUCAUCUCAAUAGACGAAGACUCGUUUAUCUCUCUUGGGAAACUAGAGCUCUUGGAUUUAUCAAAUAACAGCCUGACUUACUUGUCCCCUGCGUGGUUUGGGCAACUUUUUUCACUCCAGCACCUCCGCCUCCAAGGGAACUCCUACAGAGACCUGGGGGAAAGCUCCCCCUUUUCUAGACUGAGGAACCUGAGUUCUCUCCACCUGGGCAACCCGGGGUUCUCCACGAUAAGACAAGGAAACUUUGAGGGCAUUGUGGUUCUUGACAAGUUGUGGAUUGAUGGUAGCAAUCUCAGUCAGUAUGAACCUGGAAGUUUGAAACAGAUUCAGAGGAUAAAUCACCUGAUCGUAAACCUAAGAAGUACAAGUGUAUUCUCAGCAAUUGUCAGGGACCUUCUGCACUCUGUCACUUGGUUAGAAGUAAGAAAAAUAGCAUUCAAUGUACCGGCUGAAAUGCAGCUAUUGAAAGUCAUGUCUUCUUCUUUUGCAGAGAAAAUUUCCUUUAAACAGGCCUUAUUUACAGAUGCUACUAUGCCUGAGAUUGUCAGCAUUUUAGGAGACAUGCCAAAAUUAGUGGAGGUGGAGAUGAUAGACUGUAGGCUGUUGGGAACUGGACGAUGGGGAACACAAAUUCAAGCAAACCAAUCACAGACAGUUAAAGUUAUAACAAUAGAGAGAUUAUCUAUAGAACAGUUUUAUUUGUUUACAGAUCUUCACACUGUGGAAGGUCUUCUCUCCCUUCUUACCAAAGUCACGGUUGAAAACACCAAGGUCUUCCUGGUUCCAUGCAGAAUUUCACAAAAUCUCCUGUCACUGAAGUAUCUUGACCUUAGUGCAAAUUUGCUUGGAGACCAGAGUCUGGAGCAUUCAGCGUGUCAGGGUGCCUGGCCCUCACUACAAACUCUAAAUUUAAGUCAGAAUUCACUGAGUGAUUUAGAAAUGACAGGAAAAAGUUUGUCUCAUCUAGGAAACCUAAUUCUCUUAGACAUUAGCCAAAAUAAUUUUGGUGAGGUUCCAGAUGUGUGUGAAUGGCCAAAAACCCUGAAACAUUUAAACCUCUCCAGCACUCAAAUUUCUAAACUAACAGCUUGCAUUCCCACAACACUGGAAGUUUUAGAUGUUAGCGCUAACAACCUGAGGGAAUUUGGACUGCAACUCCCAUUUCUCAAAGAGCUGUACCUUGCCAAAAACCAGCUGAAGACCUUGCCUGGUGCUGCACCCAUCCCAAACUUAGUGGCCAUGUCAAUCAGAAGAAACAAGCUCAACAGUUUCUCCAGGGAAGAGUUUGAGUCCUUCAAGAAAAUGGAGCUGCUAGAUGCCAGCGACAACAACUUCAUCUGCUCCUGUGACUUCCUCUCCUUCAUCCAGCAUGAGGCCAGGAUAGACCAGAUGCUGGUGGGUUGGCCAGGCAGGUACAUCUGUGACUCUCCUCUGGCAGUGAGAGGGGCGCAGGUUGGAGCUGUGCACCUCUCCCUGAUGGAGUGCCACAGGACCCUCAUGGUGUCGUUGAUGUGCGCCUUGGUGUUCUUGGUCAUCCUCAUCGUCGUGGCCAUCGGCUACAAGUACCACGCGGUCUGGUACCUGAGAAUGACCUGGGCGUGGCUCCAAGCCAAGCGGAAGCCCAAGCGAGCCCCCGCCAAGGACAUCUGCUAUGAUGCUUUUGUCUCCUACAGUGAGAAUGACUCUGACUGGGUUGAAAACAUAAUGGUGCGGGAGCUGGAGCAGGCCUGCCCUCCCUUUCGGCUCUGCCUCCACAAGCGGGACUUUGUGCCUGGGAAGUGGAUCGUGGACAACAUCAUUGACUCCAUAGAGAAGAGCCACAAAACGCUUUUUGUGCUGUCUGAGCACUUUGUGCGCAGCGAGUGGUGCAAAUACGAGCUGGACUUUUCACACUUCCGCCUCUUUGACGAGAACAACGAUGCAGCAAUUCUUGUCCUCUUGGAGCCCAUCCGGAGCGAAGCGAUUCCCAAGAGGUUCUGCAAGCUGCGGAAGAUUAUGAACACAAAGACCUACCUGGAGUGGCCUCCUGGUGAAGAGCAGCAGGCAAUAUUUUGGUUUAAUUUGAAAAUAGCUCUAAAGUCCUAGACAGAAAUAUUAAAGAUAGAAUAUGUAGCAAAUAUAUCCUGGAUUUGUUUCCCUUGUAUGGUCAUCCUAUCAGCUCUCUGUAUCUUGAGAAAAGAUCUACUGUAAAUUCUGUUACUUGCUGUGAGAUUAUUUUAUUUUUGUAGUUGUGCUUGUGAGUUGUAGUUUCGGUUUGGGGUGUAAAUAGAAUUAAUCUUCUUCAUAGUUGCUGCUAUGGUGCUGUCGUUUGGAUUUGUGGCCAAAAAUGUGUUGAUAACACAGAGAUGUUUUAGCUAUUCCUAAACAGUACUUGCACGGCAUCAAGGCUUUUUUGUUUCUCUUGCUGUCCUGCCAGUGAGUACACUUGGAGUGCGUGAUAAUUGGGGAUGGGACACAGCUAGGACAGCUGAUACCAGCUGACCAAAAGGAUUUCCCACACUAUAUAAUGUCAUGCUUGGCAAUAAAAGUUCAGGGAAAAAAAGCGGAAGGGAGGAUAUUUGGAGUUACAGUGUUUUUCUUCCCGAGUAACCAUUAUGUGUGAUGGAGCCCUGCUUUCCUGGAAACAGAUAAACAUCUGCUUGCUGACAGGGAGGAAUGAACGAAUUCCUCAUUUUGCUCUACUUACAUGUGACUUUUGCUUUACCUAUUGAACUUGCUUUAUAUCAAACAACAGUUUUUGUCAUCUAUACUCUUCUGAUUCUUCCUCCAGUCCCAGUGAGGGUGCAGUGAGCAAGUUGUGCAGUGCUGAGCUGCCUUCCAGAGUUAAACUGCAACAGUUGUCUACACACAUUAAUAGCAACGUUAGCAAAAGCUGUCCCAUUUAAAUAUUCAAGGAUGAAAAGUUGUUUAGAUAUACAGCUGUAUAGUUUAUGUAUCCUUAUCUUUGCAAAAGCUUUAGGAGAGAGGCAAGGUAGCCAAGGGUUUUUCAGCAUGCUUUGUACAAACCACUUCCAAUCAAACACAAUAAAAUCAGUUUAUACAGCAAGGAUUUUUGUCCAAGCUU
Molecule: messenger RNA, 6546 nt
Organism: Cuculus canorus (common cuckoo)
Lineage: Eukaryota; Metazoa; Chordata; Aves; Cuculiformes; Cuculidae
Gene: TLR2
Product: toll like receptor 2
Exons: 2
Coding region: 3189-5567 (792 amino acids)
Biological process (GO): toll-like receptor signaling pathway; immune response; inflammatory response
Cellular component (GO): membrane
Molecular function (GO): protein binding; transmembrane signaling receptor activity; triacyl lipopeptide binding
Source: RefSeq, a predicted model, not a curated record